Saccostrea echinata is the source of this 2085-nucleotide messenger RNA. RefSeq names its product C3a anaphylatoxin chemotactic receptor-like. The record is from RefSeq and is a predicted model, not a curated record. Gene Ontology annotation, molecular function: G protein-coupled peptide receptor activity. Gene Ontology annotation, cellular component: membrane. NCBI's taxonomy places the organism in Eukaryota, Metazoa, Mollusca, Bivalvia, Ostreida, Ostreidae. Gene Ontology annotation, biological process: neuropeptide signaling pathway. The transcript is spliced from 2 exons. Bases 470 to 1540 code for a protein of 356 amino acids.
CUCAUUUAUUAAAGACAAAGGGAAAAGAUCUUUCGCGUCUAAUGACGUCUAGUCACACUAAUGAAACGUGCAAAUAACGUUUAAUUAUUAAUUGCUGUCACUUGAAGAGAAAAUCUAUGAAGUUUGUUAGACUAAUGAGUGUCGGGGUAACCCUAUAUACUCCUUGAUAAUUAAAGGAAAUGUAUAUAUGUACAGCACUGGACAUUAUAGGACUUAUCAUCGAGAUCAUGCAGUAACGGUUUACAGCAACUUGUGAAACACAGAGAGAUAUAUCAAAGUGAGAGACUAAGAAACAAUAUAUAGAGUUAAUCUGUGGAGACAGGAACAAAACAUUACACAUAUGUCAAGAGAUAAAGAGAUGUUCUAUACACGUGUUCGUUAGUAUUUGACGGAAAUACCAGAAAAGAUACACACGUUUGGCUCUCGGACAUUUGGUGUAUUCGGAUUCUUGUGCUGCCAGAACUAAACGAUGGAAAAUUUGACAAUGGUGAUUUCCAAUACCUCUACACAAAUUUACCAGACCUUAGAAGAAAUCAACGCGUCAAAAGCCGAACAACGCCUCCCCACCGUUAUCUUCCUGACAAUUUUAAUUAUUAUUGGAGUAAUUGGAAACACAGUGGUCAUCAUUGUGUACUCAUUAAAAUACCCACCGUCCACAUUCAGACUGUACAUCCUGACCUUAGCGGUCAUUGACCUUCUCUCAUGUAUUUUUGCAAUGCCCGUGGAAGUAGUGGACAACGCCUACCCGGUUAUGUUUUAUAAUGAAGCCUUCUGCAAAUGUGGUCGUUUCUUUGGCAAUAUAUUCAAGAUUGGAUCAGCGUUUGUUCUCGUUGUGAUGGCAGCAGGUAGAUACAAAAAGAUUUGUCACCCGUUUUCGACCGCCACUACCUUACCUCAGGCUCGUCUCUGCUGUGCAGCGGCGGUCCUUCUUGCUAUUGCUUUUUCGUGGCCAAACGCAAUCAUCCAAGGAAUAAAACAUGUAUAUCUUCCAGGAAAUAUUACUGGUUUCGAUUGCUCUCUUGAUGACAAAAUCAUUAACACAAAAUAUCCAUUUAUUUAUUCUACAAUUCUUUUCGUUGUGUACGUGUUAGUGUUUUUGUUGCUAACUGUACUAUAUACCCUUGUGAUUUUGUCACUUCAGAAACAUACUAAAAAGCAAACAACAAAAAAUCUAAAUGAGAGACUGAACAAAAUGAACCCUAGAAUUACAAAACUUAUGAUUGCAAUCACAGUGGCAUUUAUUUUGUGCUAUCUACCAAACUGUAUUUUGGAUGCCAUCUCUACAUUCAAAAGAGGAAACAUUUUCCCGCCAAGCCCUAUUGUUUUGGGAACUCUACCGCUUUUGGCCAGAGCAUUUUUUAUUAACAAUGUCAUAAACCCUUUCAUAUACUUAAUCGGGGAAUCAAAAUUCCGAAACAUCAUUCACCAGUCUCUGCGAUGGUUGUAUUAUACCAUCUGUUGUCCUAAAGAGAAACAAAAGAAAAGCUUCGCUAUUACAGAGUCCAUUCGAUUAACAGAGGUUAGAUCUACCGACUCUUAGUUAAGGAAAACAUUGAUAUGGCUAAUAUUCCAUCGUAUGAACAUUAAAAUCGACAUUAAAAUAAAUGUGCAUAUCAUAAUUAUGUAGUACUUGUUCAAUAGGUCGUUGGUUUUUUCAUGAAUUUUGGGCAAAAAAAAGGUCUCAUUUCUGAUACAACAUUGACAGCACUUCCUGAAUUAUUUUAAAUCAGAAUGUUUCUGCAUUAAAAUAUAUAAAGCAAAUUGGAAGUGUGCAACAUGACGAAAAUAACUGAAUGAAAAGAUGCUGAUUAAUGCAGAAAUGAAGAGACGUCUGAUUGAAAAUAUCACUUAACACAGCUUUGACCUCUAUCAUAUCACGAGUCUUUAUGACACCUAUAGUUACUAGGUUGUUCCUUAGACAUAUUUAUUUAUUUUUUGUUUAUCUAAAACACAUUUGCAGAACGUUGAAAACCAUCAUUUGCAAAAUAAUUUUAAUCUGUAUUUAAAAACGUACUGUUGGAUCCAUGUAAGUACUAUCCAAUAUGUAACGCAUUUUAAAAUAAAGAAUACUUUUACAUGCUUUCA